This is a messenger RNA of Gryllus bimaculatus (two-spotted cricket), 576 nucleotides long. The record is from the annotation of a GenBank genome assembly. NCBI's taxonomy places the organism in Eukaryota, Metazoa, Arthropoda, Insecta, Orthoptera, Gryllidae.
AUGUUCGGCCAGAAAGGACUGGAACUCAUAAAGGAAUUGAAUCGCACUCCUGAUGUGUUACCGCCCUUCAACGAUGAUGUGAUCCGCCAAGUUUUGGAGGAAAUGAACGCUCUUUUUGAACAAAAUCGAAUGGACCUUGACAAGGAAAAAGAUGCAAAUUAUGCCGGAGUUCACGUGAGACAUGCAUCUUUGGAAAGAAAUAGGAGAUGCCUUUUAGCAUAUCUAUACAAUAGGAUAAAUAAAAUACGUCAGAUGCGUUGGGAAUUUGGAAGUAUUAUACCACCUGAAAUAAAAUAUAAUAUGUGUGAGCCUGAAGUGCAAUGGUUUAAUAAUUACAAUAAAAUUUUAGCCACAUAUAUGAGAGGAAUUGGGAACAAGCAUGGACUGAACUUAACAUUGGACAGACAACCUCCCAAAGAAUUGUACAUUGAAGUUCGAUGUUUAGAAGAUUAUGGAGAAUAUGAAAUGGACAAUGGUGAUGUAGUUACUUUGAGGAAGGGAAAUAUGUAUCUGUUGCCUCGAGGACCAUGUGAACAAUUGAUACGACAAGGUAUUUUGCAGCAUAUCACUGACUAA